ACAUCACAGGAGACCACUCCAUCCUCCUCCUCCUCCUCCACCACCACUACUGCUCCAGCUGCGGGCACGCGAGUGAGCGUGCGACCAAUCACGGCUCAGAUCAGGCACCCACGUGGCGCACUGACGUACGCGUGGGCGUGCGUUCUCAGAGAAGCGCGCAGCCAUGGCGACAGCUACUCAAGCAGAAAUAUUUACCCGCUCCGUGGACGCCUUAAUUCAGGGUUAACUCACUUCAGAAGCAGACACUGGCGUAGACGGAAUAUGUUGCACCAGAUGGCGUGGGAUUCAUCCAAUGACGGUGACGGCCCCGCUCCCUUCUCUGAACCUGCUCAGUUGAAGCCCUCCACCCCGAACCUCUCAGAGCGUGAACUCUCGUGUCACUGUUGUUAUGACAUCUUAGUGGACCCCACCACCCUGACCUGUGGCCAUAACUUCUGCCGCCACUGUCUGGCUCUGUGGCGGGAGUCCUCUCACAAGAAUGAGUGCCCAGAGUGCCGGGAGAAGUGGGAAGGCUUUCCUAAAGUCAACAUAGUGCUGAGGGAUGCAAUCGACAAGCUGUUUGGUAAGGAAGUUCAGCGGAGGAAAGCAGAGAUCCAGGCUGACCCCAAAGUCUCCCGGAGUUUGCUGGGCUUCCAGAGUUAUGGUGACAACUUGGGUCGUUCCAGGACAAGCCAGCAUAAAGGAGCAGGCUUCUUCUUUUCUGGAGUCCUGACUGCACUCACAUUUGUGGCUGUGAUGGUGCUGGUGUAUCACUGGAGCAGCGGUGUGGUAGACCAGCAUGACCCGUUGAUCAGUAAACCCGUGUCUCACUGGACACCGGAGGAAGUCGUGACCUGGCUGGAUCACUUGGGUCCCUGGGCCCAGCAUUACAGAGAACCCUUCCAGCAGGAGAACGUCAAUGGGAGGUUACUGUUGAUGCUGGGGGACGAAGAGUUGUUAAAACCUCCUUACAGCAUCGAAAAUCAAGCUCACCGACGGGCUGUUCUGGCUGAACUGGACAGAGUUAAAGCCCUGGGGGUCAAACCUCCGCACAACCUCUGGGAAUACAAGGCUGCUAACGCAGGGAAGUCUCUGUUCUUGCUGUACGCACUGAAGGACUCUCCUCGCCUCACACUCUUCUAUUUGUAUUUAUUCGACUACUCGGAAACCUUCCUGCCUUUCCUGCACACAUGCUGUCCGGCCAUCUCUCCCAUCGACCACUCUGUGGAGAGCAGUUUCCUCAACACACAGUCGGAGCCCAGUUGGCGCCAGUGGGCAGAGUUUCUUGUGAAGUACCUCCUGCUUCCAUACCAGCUGAUUGCAGAGUUUGCUUGGGACUGGCUGGCCGUCCACUACUGGACAUCUCGCUUCAUCAUUGUGAACACCAUGCUGCUGUCUGUGUUGGAAGGCUGCGCCCUGUGGAGACUCUGGACAAGAGCCAGGAUCAGGUCUCUGCCGCACAAGAUGUGGAGCCACCUGUGGAAGAUGUUAUCUCAGGGGUUUGCUUUCGCCCUCCUGUGGCCUUUUGUCCCUCAGUUUGUGUGCAACUGCUUUUUCUACUGGGCUCUAUACUUCAGUCCCAUUAUUAACAUAGACCUGGUGGUGCAGCAGCUGAUGCACCCAGAAACACAGGCACUGUAACAAACUGCAUGUAACGCAGUGCCCACUUAACGUACGAUUCACAGCAAAUAAAAUAGCCAGAAAUGCA
Larimichthys crocea (large yellow croaker) is the source of this 1687-nucleotide messenger RNA. Its product is annotated as bifunctional apoptosis regulator. Gene Ontology annotation, cellular component: nucleus. Gene Ontology annotation, molecular function: protein binding; metal ion binding; ubiquitin protein ligase activity. Gene Ontology annotation, biological process: proteasome-mediated ubiquitin-dependent protein catabolic process. The transcript is spliced from 9 exons. The coding region runs from base 262 to 1620 and encodes 452 amino acids. NCBI's taxonomy places the organism in Eukaryota, Metazoa, Chordata, Actinopteri, Sciaenidae. The record is from RefSeq and is a predicted model, not a curated record.